AUGUCCCCGAUGAUCCUCAAUCGUCCUUCCGAUGGUCCUGCCAUGGGCCUCUCUCCUACCCAGGAACACGCCUUCGCUCAGUUCCCCUCCCAGUCCUCCCUGCUGGACUCAAACCGACAUGGCUAUCCCGCGAGCCAUAACUCGAUGCUUGCCAAUGGAUCUGCCCAGCCCAUUUUCAACUCUGGCACCGCGUCUAUCGCUACCGCGCCCAGACCAUCUCGCAAGAGGUCGCGUGAUGAUGGUUCAUUUGGAGAAGCUCUAGCCGUGCCCGCGCCGAAGCCCGCCCCAUCUCCUAAAGUAGAGCCCAUCUAUGGCGAGGGAAUGGUCUUAUUGAAUCCUCAGACUGGCAUGGCUCUCUCACCCGAAAGUCAAACUGGUACAUGGUACGAAGAGACGGCCGAGGCGCAAGCUGCCAAAGCGACUCCGGUCUCGUCGGACGCUCUGCAAAUUGAUGCUGCCGAUAUUUCCCGCAAAGCUCAACGACUUGACACUUCCGCCCCGGGUCUCGACGACAUUGCACUUUCUUCGAACCAGCACCGCCUGAAUGGCUCCGAAGCUGAUCAGCACCGUAACCUCACUGGUGGAUCCACGCCACCUGCUGAACCACUCAUUGACGAUGCUACCCAUCUCCUCGGCAUCAGCUGGCAACGCAUGGAUACCGAUAAUGACAUGGCUCCCGCUGUGCGCGGCUGGAUCAAGUACAUCGACAACCAAUACGCCGCCUAUUUACACAACUCGCAGAUGCUCAUGAAAAGCCGCGCUCUAAAUGCCUACCUCGUCGCCGCCACACCCGUCGCUGCAUUCUCCCCUGCCUUCUACCUCUUCAAUGAAGACCUUACCCAAGCUCAACUUGUGGCUUCCUCAUGGGAAUCUUGUCUCCGAAAUCUACGCAACACGCCUAUCAUCUUCGAAGGCGCUCCGAUCGUUGCAUCAAGUCGAUCCAACACUCCUCCUUCCGCUGACCCUUUCAACAACGGCGAGAUAGGCGUGCCUCUUCUUCAGCAAGCCCUCUCAACGCACUCACAUACGCCAUCCGCCAUGGGAGCGGAGCCGAACGAAGGCGUCGACAUGGGAAUGGAGAUCGACUCAUAA
Messenger RNA from Penicillium odoratum, 1092 nucleotides. RefSeq lists its product as uncharacterized. The transcript has a single exon. NCBI's taxonomy places the organism in Eukaryota, Fungi, Ascomycota, Eurotiomycetes, Eurotiales, Aspergillaceae. Bases 1 to 1092 code for a protein of 363 amino acids. The record is from RefSeq and is a predicted model, not a curated record.